This is a messenger RNA of Menidia menidia (Atlantic silverside), 2157 nucleotides long. The record is from the annotation of a GenBank genome assembly. NCBI's taxonomy places the organism in Eukaryota, Metazoa, Chordata, Actinopteri, Atheriniformes, Atherinopsidae.
AUGAGUCCCAAACCACCCUCGCCGUUGUUCGUGCCACUUUUCCACUGUCCUCUUAUCCACGUCCCCGAGCAGCAGUGGAGGAGCUCCAUUCGAGCUGAAUGGAUUGGUAUGGGGAGAAGCGGACCUCAGAUCACGGCUAAGCGGCGGCUUUUGGACUGUGCGACGCUGACCAUGGAGGACGCGUCCCCGGACGUGGACUACUGCAUCGCCCUGCGCGCCUACGCCCUGUGCACCCGCCGGCAGGCGCGCGGUUGCCGCGGCGACCUGGUCUACCACUCGGCCGUCUUCCGCAUCAAGGAGCUCUUCUCGCAGCACAACUGCUCCAGCGAGGGCCCCACCUCCUCCACCAAGGUGCCCAGCACCUCGCGCCCCGCGCUCCCGGAGCUCUGCGACUACGAGAGCCGGCCCCCCCCGCCCGCCGGGCCGCCCAAAAAGUACGCCCACUGCGGCCUGUUCGGGGACCCGCACCUGCGCACCUUCCGGGACGAGUUCCAGACCUGCAAGGUGGAGGGGGCGUGGCCUCUGAUCGACAACCGCUUCCUGUCGGUGCAGGUGACCAACGUGCCCGUGGUCCUGGGCUCCAGCGCCACGGCAACCAGCAAGAUCACGGUGAUCUUCAAAUCCUACCACAGCUGCACGGAGCAGAAGGUGUACCAGGCCACCACCGAGGACCUGCCGCUGGCCUUCCAGGACGGGACGCGGCGCGGCGGCCAGAGCGGCAGCCUGACCAUCGCCGAGCGCGGCGGCGGCGGCGCGGGCCGGCAGGUGCGCAUCCACGCCCGCCACAUCGGCACCUCCAUCAUCAUCCGGCGCGUGGGCAGCUACCUGACCUUCGCCAUCCGCAUGCCCGAGGACACGCUGGACUUCUCGGAGGACGGCGGCGGCGGCCUGCAGCUCUGCCUGCACGGCUGCCCGCGCAACGAGCUCAUCAAGGAGCACACGCUCAGCCGCCAGCAGCCGCGCGGCGCCGAGACGGGCCCGCCGCGGCCCCCCCACCAGAGCUACACGGUGGAGCGCGCCACGGCCAAGUGCCGCGAGACGCUGCAGGUGGAGGACGUGUACUUCCAGUCCUGCGUCUUUGACUUGCUGACCACGGGGGACCCCGAGUUCUCCAUGGCGGCGUUCGGCGCCCUGGAGGACCUGAAGGCGCUGCCGCCCAGCAGACUGAAGCAGAACUCCCCCAGGACUCCGCAGGUCUCCAGCGGGGGGGCCCCACAGGGCCCCCCGCUCCCCCCCCUCCUCCUCCUCAUCCUCCUUAUCCUGCUGCUGUGAAAAAGCCCGCUGAUGGUUUAGGAAAACAGACGAAGAAGAAGGAAAAUGGCGGAGCACGGACACAAACGGGACGCGGAAGCAUCACCAGCCUGGGGGGGGGGGGGAAGGUGACUCCAGCACAGACAUUUCACAUUUGUAAUUUUGUUUUUUGCUUUUCAGGGGGGUUGAGGGUUAUGAAUCGUAUGAUAUUUACUGUUUGUCAUUUGAAGGAUUUCAGGUUUGAAAGAUGAGUUUCCCGGGCCUCCCUUUUCCCACAUGAUCACAAUUACGCAAAGGAAAUGAAGCCCGUGUGCUGGCCGUGGAAUCGCCGUUGUAAAUAUUUAAUUUUACAGAAAAUAUGCACAACCUCUAAACACUCCACCGUGUAUGAAGUCCAGUUUCACCCCCUGCAGCAUGUCAGCGUUUUUGGUUAUUUCUACGGUACUCAGAACAAUGUGGCUUCUAGAUCCUGUAUAAUCCAGUAAUAUCAAUAGCACUUAACAGCUUUAGCAGCAAGUGUUGUGUAUUUAAAUAUAUUUUCUCUGAUCCGUCUGUCUGCCUUUCAAAUUGGCGCCUAAAUCAACAGGAUCCAACAACUGUGUGUAAAAACUACCUAUCCUUAAAGAAUGUGUCAGCAGUUCCCGUUUCCCCCCGAAACGCCCCCUCUUCAAGCCGUUUGGCUUCCAGUUUUAAACCCUUAAGAACACAAAUCUUUAUAUAAUAAUAUAUUAAGAGUGUGUAUAUAUGUGUUUUAUAUCGUGUACAUUUGCCUGUGUAUAGAUGUUUUAAUUGUGACGUGUUCCAAUUGUGUUCAGUAGUUUAUUUUGAGUCCCUGUAAUAAAAAAAAAAUAAACAAACGUGUCGUGCUGUAUCGCUAAUUUUUCUGUAUUAAAAUGGUGAACGCUC